Pelobates fuscus (common spadefoot toad) is the source of this 2728-nucleotide messenger RNA. It is a transcript of the gene MARCHF9, whose product is annotated as membrane associated ring-CH-type finger 9. Gene Ontology annotation, cellular component: trans-Golgi network; Golgi stack. NCBI's taxonomy places the organism in Eukaryota, Metazoa, Chordata, Amphibia, Anura, Pelobatidae. Gene Ontology annotation, molecular function: zinc ion binding; ubiquitin-protein transferase activity. The coding region runs from base 1242 to 2243 and encodes 333 amino acids. The transcript has 5 exons. Gene Ontology annotation, biological process: protein ubiquitination. The record is from RefSeq and is a predicted model, not a curated record.
CAGCACAAACCAGGAUCACAUCCCAGCCCCAUCACACAAAAAACAUACACUCUACAAAUAAAAAAAAUAAAUGUUUUAUUUAACAUGCCAUACCGGAAGAAGAAGCCAUAUUUAUCCAGCCCUCCGUUCGUAGCCAUCCAUAUCUGCCAGUGCUGAAUGCAAUACAAACAGACACAGCUAUGUAUACUGUAUCUAUCUCCUGUGCUUAAAGGAUGCAUCUCCUGGACCCUACACGCCAUGAAUGGGAGGUGGUGUCCCAGCAGGUUCUAUGUGUUCUAUGUGUAGACUGCUGGCAAUGCAGGAUUCUUGGAUAGACCUGGAUGGAUGGGAAGACAGUGCAGGCUGGGGAUGCUGAGAGCUGAGACAAAAGGAGGAAGAGCCUUGUGUGUUUCAAGCCAAGGAAAGAAAGAGGAAUCAAGGGGGAGGGAAGACAUAGGAUACAACGACUGGAGGAAAAGCAUCUCCUUAUCCAGAUCUUUGCCUUUUUUAAUACAUUGGAUUAUCAACAAAAGAAAUCUCUUUUUUUAAUAUAUUGAUUUCUGUUUUUGUUUUGUUUUUAAUAUAUCAUUAAUUUUGGUUUAUAGGAGUGGAGUGUCUGCUGAUUUUUCAGAAUUGCAUUUGAUUUUUUUUUUUUAUUUACUUGUCACCUGGGGGCAUGAUAGGCUGCACUCUUCCCAUGAUAGGAUAGGCAGAGAGAUCUCAUUAUUCCAGGCAACAAGGUUUCUGCUCCUUCCUGCAUCCAUGAUAAUUGCUUUCUCGUGUAUUCAUUUGUUUUUAACCCCUGCUGUCCCAGUACAUUCCCUCUGGAUUGCAAACAGCAGAUCACUGUACACACCUUUAUGGUCUGCAUCCCUUCUAGGCCUUAAGAUUGGAGGUCUAUUUAUCCCACUUGACCCUUUACUAUGCAAAUAAAAAUGCAUGUGGUGUUAUAUAAUGUACCUAAACCCCAUUUAAGACCCUGGCAUUUUCCCUUCAUAUAGCUUGAAUUUGCCGUCCAUAACGUAGAAGGGUUUUGAGUGCGCCUUACUGCUUUAUCACCAGACCCUUUAGAGACACCAUAUUAAUUUGCACUCCACUAACCCCAUGCAGUGCAGUCCUCUUUUUGGCACACGGGAGCACACGAGGUUGACAAACAGUUUGCUGUCACUGGGUCACCUGGGACCUGAGUCCAUGCCUCUGCUUUUGGGAUCUGCCUUCCUGUGCACUGGAUCCCACCGGACCUCUGGAACCCUGGCCGGUGAAUGAUGUUCAAGUACCGGCUCCGUAUGUUCUUCAAUGAACUGAAGGUUCUGGUGCUGACCCGAUCCGGUCGAAGUGAGCCGGAGCGGGGCCAGGCAAUGCGUGGUUUAGGGGUGGGGGGCUGUGGUUGGCCGCCCUUUGCGGACUGCUCCUCCAGAGAUGACGAGGAGGAAUAUUAUGGGGCUGACCCCAGAACCCGGAACUUGGGGUUAGAAGAGAAGGACGGGAGGAUUGGGGCUGCGCUGGACGCCGUGUCCCUUGGGAGCAGCAUUGAUAGUGGCAUGAGGACCCCACAGUGCAGAAUCUGCUUCCAGGGUCCAGAACAGGGGGAGCUGUUGAGCCCAUGCCGCUGUGAUGGUUCAGUGCGCUGCACACACCAGCCCUGCCUAAUACGAUGGAUCAGUGAGCGGGGAUCCUGGAGCUGCGAGCUUUGUUAUUUCAAAUACCAUGUCCUAGCUAUCAGCACUAAAAACCCCCUACAGUGGCAGGCCAUUUCCCUGACUGUAAUUGAGAAAGUCCAGAUUGCAGCCAUAAUCCUGGGCUCCCUGUUCCUUAUUGCCAGCAUAUCCUGGUUAAUCUGGUCUUCGCUCAGUCCAUCAGCCAAGUGGCAGCGACAGGACUUGCUCUUUCAAAUCUGCUAUGGCAUGUAUGGAUUCAUGGACAUAGUCUGUAUAGGUCUGAUUAUCCAUGAAGGCUCAUCUGUAUAUCGAAUAUUCAAGCGAUGGCAAGCUGUGAAUCAACAAUGGAAAGUUCUGAACUACGACAAAACCAAGGACCUUGGGGAACCUUUAAGUGGGACUACAAAACUUGGGGGAAGGAAUUCACGGACGAACCAUUCCUCUCAUAAUGACAGAGGGCCUGGGCGGAGCCAGCGGGUUAGGACUAUUUUGAACCAUCACUGUGGUUAUACGAUCCUACAUAUCCUCAGCCACCUGCGGCCUAAUGAACAUCGAAAUAGCUCAAACUCCAACAGAGAGGUGGUGAUGAGAGUGACAACUGUAUGAGGAAAUGUUGACGGAGAGUGUGAGCUCUUCAUUCCUUUACAAGUUUAUAACCGUCAUUGAAUGGUAUAAAAAAAGUGUGAGGAGAAAGUGUUUUAGUGGAGCACAGAAGCAAGUUUAUACUCCUAUGAGUAGGCCUUUCAAAGCAUUCUGGCCACCUUUGUUAAUAUGAAAACGCCCUGAUUUUUAUUUUUUGGAAGUUGGGCCAUCUUUUGUCACACAAUACUUUUGCUGUGCGUCUUUAUCGCUUACAAAACCGCCCAGCCUCAAGAAGAAAUAAGAAUUUAGGGCUCCCUGAAACAAAAUGUAAUUGUUUCAAAGAAAUUCCGCCUAACCCUUUACUUUUUAAGCACACUGAAAGCACAAGCCAGCGUUUAAAAAAAAAAAAAAAAUGUUGGCUCCGGAAACCAAGUCUUAACAUUUUUACCUCAGCUUUAAAUGAUAUAACAACAACAUAGUAAACCAUAGAUACAAAAAAAAAAAAAAAA